Agrilus planipennis (emerald ash borer) is the source of this 3747-nucleotide messenger RNA. It is a transcript of the gene stumps, whose product is annotated as phosphoinositide 3-kinase adapter protein 1. The record is from RefSeq and is a predicted model, not a curated record. Bases 547 to 2703 code for a protein of 718 amino acids. Gene Ontology annotation, molecular function: transmembrane receptor protein tyrosine kinase adaptor activity; fibroblast growth factor receptor binding. Gene Ontology annotation, cellular component: cytosol. NCBI's taxonomy places the organism in Eukaryota, Metazoa, Arthropoda, Insecta, Coleoptera, Buprestidae. The transcript has a single exon.
UUUGAUAUAAUUACACAGAAUUUUUGCAUGUGAUUGAAUUUUUCUUCUACUUUAUGGUGGUAUGUUUGGUUCGUUAUCGCCAUCGUCUCCUCAUCCACUUCCGGGUUAUUUGAAUCUGUUCAUCUGUUCAUCUUUGUCUAUGAUCAUUGUUUAUUUAUCUGUAAGGGCUGUGUCGUAAAGAUGUUUACAUCUUAGUGAAAACAUGAACCAAAUAAGGGGACGAGAUCGUGAGUGAAGAACUAGUCUUUGUGGAAACAAGGCGCAGCAAAGUGAAUAAUAUUGAGAUAACUGUGGCGCAUUUCCUUUAAAACAACCCAUAGUUCUUUGUCUUGUGGAAGCACAUUUAUUCUUACAAAGGAAGUUGAUAGUAUUUUCUGAUCACGUUUGUCGUACCAAAGCGGCGGGAGGUGUCUUCCUUGUCGAAUACAAAUCGGAUACAUUAUAAUAGAUUUGUUCCUGUCCGUGGCACAGAAACAUUUCGAAUUUUCAGUUAUAUUGUUCUUCAAAGAGUCGUAAGAAGUGUUUCGUAUUUUAUAUUUUUAAAAAAUGGCCUUAGAUAAUCCUUCUUAUUUUGCUAUUGCAAGUGGAAUAGAAAUAAAAUGUUCAUUCACAACUAAGGCAAAUGGUUUUGAGAUGUCUGAUUUGAGUACAAAGUCUCAUAAAUCAAUUUGUCGUUCAUUAAGUUCUAAUUCAGAUAAUUCCAAUCAUGAACUUACAAUCCAUGAUCACAGAUUGCCAGAUUUUUAUACUGAUGAAUGUAAUAUUAGUGAAACUGAGUGGAACUCUGCAAAGACUGUUACAAAAAGUGAAAGUGAAGUGCAAAAAUCAGAAAAUGAAGAUGAUGGAUUUGAUGUAGAUAAUCUGCGAUAUUAUAAUGUUUCAAGUGAUACCUUUGCAGACAGACGUCAUUCAACUGGUGCAAUUGCAGCUAAUGAAAGUAAUGAUAAUCUUCCCCUUCAAAAAGAUACUUCUCAGGCUACAGUUACAAGUAAUUGUGUUGGAAAAAAUCAUGAUUCACUUAGGCAUUUUUCAACAGGAGCAGUAUUAGAUGAUCAUUCUUUAAGACAUGGUUCAUAUCCAAGAAAACGUUGUAAUUUGUGCAACAAGCGUCCACUUGUAAAAACUGAGAAUAUGGAUGAUAUACUUAUUGUUUCAAUUAAGCAAAGUAACGCUGCAGCUCUGUGGGUUGAAUAUUUUAUAUCUUAUUUUCAACAAAUUAGUAAGCAAGCUAACAGAAAGCCUUUUAAAGUUUUAUAUAUUGGGGCAGAUGAAUUUUCAGAGGCUGAUUGUGAUAUUCGUUCCAUUGCUGAAAGAAUUUCUAAUGUCAAACUUCAAUUGAUCGUUGUAUGUCCCAGUAUGUUAGAAUAUAUAGCUAAGUAUCCCACACCUUCUACAACUUUAGGAAAAUUAAUGAUUCCUGAUCGUACACUUGCUUUGCUCCUUGGAGUGAGUGAUGAUGAUCUGAUUGAUGUACACAAACAGGUUUUACCCACAUACUUUCAGUGGAUGCGCUACCGAGUUGGACAAGAUCAAGAUGAAAAUUUUACUAAAGAAUUUCUCGCAUCUGCAAUGGCGAUAUUUUCAAAAGUUUGGAAACAGCAAAGCUCCGUUUUCUCUGGCGAAAAAUCGCAAUUCUCAGUACUACCAAAGAAAAUAAAACAAGGUCAGAAUAGCAUUGUUAUAAUGCUUACACAUCCUCUACAAAAAGACGACGUCAUUAAAGUUUCGGUUGAAAGGUACAAUGAACUCCUAGAAAUUAAAACAGUAAAACGUCGUAAUCCUUAUACAUUAAAAAUUAGCGUUCCAGAUAUGUGCAACGAGAUGUCAACAAUUAUAAACAUUCUCGUUGAGAAAAACGGAAAUAUAAUUGGAAGUCGUCCGGUGAAAUGCGAAAGUCGUCUAAGAGAAUUGGAGCAGAUCUUACGUUCUCUCGAUAAUCCUAUUAAUUUUAUGUGUCAGAGUUUGGGUCUUCCUUCCAUUGAUAGUAAAACAUUAGAUGCUUAUUUGACAGAAGCAUUUCAAAAGAACUUACCACCCCACUUUAAUUUAUGCGCUGACCCAUUUAUUUCUGACAAACCAUAUUCACAGAGGAACAUGAGUAGAGGGGAAUUUCCAACCCUUCUUCAUUUUUCUGCUAGACAUGGAUUGGAAAAUUUAACAAAAACUCUUCUGGAAUGCCCCGGAGGAGAAUUGGCUCGUGAAAUAAAGAAUGGUUCAGGAGCAACACCAUAUGAAAUUGCAGAAAAACAUGAUUAUGGUCAACUCCUUUAUAUGUUGAAAACACCUACAAAACAUAGCGAAAGUCCAAGAAAUAGUGACAGCUGUAAAAAUGUCAAGUUGCAUUUACGAUUUAAAGAACCAGAAAACUGCAAUAAAUAUUUUGAAGUAAAAGAAACUGAAUUAUAUAAAGUUUGCCCACCACCUAGGCCUCUGCUUUCAGUAUCUUCUACUGAAAGUCAAAUGUCGUUAGAUGGGAUUAACAAUAGAAUAAGUGCAAUUAGUUUUAGCAGUAUAGAUGACGUUAAAACGCCUAGCGACAUAGACGAAAGAAAGGUUGUCAUUCCAGAAAGUUUCGACUUGGAACAUCUUCAGAAAGCAGUAUCUUCUCUUGAUUAUACAUUUCUACCACCACCAAAACCUGUUUAUAAUUUUAAUGACAUCCAACAAAAUGGUAAAUGUUUCAAAAAAUUAAAUGCUAAUUAAGAUAUUUCUGAAAUGGCUGGAUAUUCCAGUUUUUAUAUUUUUACUUUAAGAUUUUUUUGUCACUUAUAUUUAUUACUUUUAUUCGAUAUCUAAACAAAGUAGAUACCUGUUGAAGUUAUUUAUAGAAAAAAUAGUGCCAUAGUAAUGAUUAAUUGAUGUAAAAUCAAAUAAUAUUUAUUUAAGUAAAACAUUACAGUAAUUAGUUAUAUUUCUUGUAUCUUUCUGUUGUAAUUAACUUUAAGAAGCAUACGAUUUAUCACCAAAGAUUUUUGAAAAACUCAUGUUUUAUUAACUAAACCUGCAUUUUAUUAGUUAAUAAAAAUGCUUUUUAAAUAUGUAUAUAAAUUUAAUUUCAGUGCCAUAAGAGUAAUCUUGUGUUUCUCACAAUAUUGAGAUUUCUUAGACUGAUAAAAUCAAUUGUCAAUCUACAUAAUUUUAGUUGUAGUAAUUUUAUUUUAACAUGGAAGUUUAUGGACUAAUCACUGCCUAUAUCUAAAUAAAUAUACCAAAGGCAUUUCCAUUUUAAAUUUUCAUUGUCGAAAAAAAUAUGAAAAGGUUCUUUUAAUACCUUGUUUUACAAAGUUUUUUGAAUGAAAUAUACUGUGAAGUUAUUUUUAUAAAUUUUUGAUAAUAAUAAAAUUAAUUUUAAAAUUUGACUUUUUAUUUGAACAUUAAUUUUUUAUUGGUAAGCAGGUAGAUUUAGAUGCACUAUCAUUAAAGCACGCAAAAUAAUGAAUGCUAAAUCUGACAAUAAUAACAAAAAAGGAAACAAACUUUGAAUUUUGUUAAAUACUUAAUAUUUCCAAUUUUUCCUUUUAUGUGCUUUAUUUAUACGUACACUAGGAUACUUUUCCAAAAACUUAAUUUUUUUUAGAAAUUAUUUAAAAAGAUUUAAUAAGAAAGCCUAACAUGAAAAUACAAAUUAUAUUAGUAAAAAAAAUAAUUAUGAAAAAUUUAAUUGUAAACUAUUGUAUUUUAGCAACAAAUAUGUAAUAGUAGUAAAAAGAAGAAGAAAUAUUAAAGUAACAAGACAGCUUCUAAAAU